AUGGAGAGGGGGAUGGGGGUGCUGCUGUGGGCGGUGCUGCUGGGCUUGUGGGGCAGCUCUCUGGGUGCAGUUCUGUACCGGCUGCAGGAGGAGCAGCCUCCCAGCACACUGAUCGGCAGCCUGGCCGCAGACCAAGGCCUCCCAGACUCCGGACACCUGUACAAGCUAGAGGUGGGCGCCCCCUACCUGCGGGUGGAUGGUAAAACCGGAGACAUCUUCACCACGGAGACGCCCAUAGACAGAGAGUCUCUGAGGGACUGUCGCAGUGUUCUGAAAGCAGAACCCUGCUUCCUGGAGUUUGAGGUGUCCAUCACCGAUCUAAACCAGAACCAGAGCCCACGGCUGAUUGAGGGCCGCAUCGAGGUUCUGGACAUGAACGACAACACGCCCCAGUUCCCCUCCCCUAUUCUGACGCUGUCCAUUCCUGAGAACACCCACAGUGGGGCGCUGUUUCCCAUCCCGCUGGCCUCCGACCGUGAUGCGGACAUGAACGGGGUGGCGGAUUACUCUCUGACCACUGGGCCAGAUGCACUGGCCCUGUUCGGCCUGCAGGUGGCAGAGGACCGUGGAGAGAAGCUGCCACAGCUGGUGGUUCUGGGCAGUCUGGACCGGGAGCAGAAGGACUCGUAUGACCUCAGCAUUAAAGUGGUGGAUGGAGGGGCGCCUCCCCGCUACAGCAGUGCCCUGCUCAGGGUCCUCAUUACUGAUGCCAACGACAACGCACCACGCUUUGAACAGCCGAUGUACGAAGCUGAGCUGUCUGAGAACAGCCCUGUGGGGCACUCCGUGCUUCAGGUGAGGGCUGAUGACUCGGACAUGGGGCCGAAUGGAGAGAUUGAGUACAUGCUGCACCAGGCCACUGACGCCACCCAGAGGCUGCUACGCAUCGACCGCUCCUCUGGCAUCAUCUUUGUCCGCGGGCACGUUGACCGCGAGGAGUUCAGCUCCAUGAAGUUUUACGUGGUCGCUAGAGACAAGGGAUCUAUGCCUAAGAGCUCUAAAGUCUUUGUUGCCAUUAAUAUAAAGGACCAGAAUGACAAUGCCCCCACAAUCGAGAUCAGAGGGAUCGGGUUGGUGACACACCAGGACGGGGUGGCCAACAUCUCUGAGGACAUGCCCAUCGGCACUGCAGUGGCCUUAGUCCAGGUGUCUGACCGGGAUGAGGGGGAGAACGCCGUCGUCACCUGUGUGGUGGCGAGGGAUGUCCCGUUCCAGCUCAGACCCGCGGGGGACCCGCCCAGCGAUCACAAGCGCAAGUACUUCCUCCAGACCACGGCCCCUCUGGACUAUGAACUUGUGAAGGAUUAUCGGGUUGAGAUUGUGGCUGUGGACUCAGGCAACCCUGCUCUCUCCAGCACAAACUCUCUGAAAGUGCAGGUGACCGAUGUGAAUGACAACUCCCCAGUCUUUUCCUCUACGCAGCUGGAGGUGGAUUUUGCUGAGGAGAACCAGCCGGGGGACCGGGUGCUGGACAUGGUGGCCACCGAUGCUGACAGCGGCAGCAAUGCGGAGCUGACCUACAGCCUCAUCAUGGCCGACUCUUCCGCUAAAGGGCUGUUUCAGAUCGAUGCUGACACAGGGGAGGUGCGUGUGAGGAGUCCGCUUGACCGGGAGCAUCGGGAUCGAUACCAGUUCCACAUCGCUGCCACUGAUAAGGGUGUUCCCAGCCACCGAGGCACGGCUGCCGUGCUGGUCAGGGUGCUGGACCGGAACGACAACGACCCCAAAUUCAUGCUGAGCACCUACAGCUUCUCUGUGCUUGAGAACAUGCCCCCCCUCAGCCCCGUUGGCAUGGUGACUGUCACGGACGCUGACAAAGGGGAGAACGCCCGGGUCCGUCUCACCGCCGAGUCUGACGACGGGAAAUUUGUGAUCCAGAACGGCAGCGGCACCAUCCUCUCCAGCAUCUCUUUUGACCGCGAGAAGGAGAGUACGUACACCUUCCGCCUGAAGGCUGUGGACAGUGGAGAUCCACCCAGGUCCUCCUUUGUUGGAGUGACUAUCAAUGUGCUGGAUGAAAAUGACAAUGCCCCCUACAUCACCAAGCCCUCAAACUCCUCCUAUAAAUGCCUUUCCCCUCAGACACGACCAGACAGCCAUGUGCACCAGGUGGAGGCGGAAGACAUGGACAUCGGCCCCAAUGCGGAGCUGAGCUACAGCAUCACGAGCGGGAACCCCCACGGCCUGUUCCGCAUCUCCCCCACUGAUGGGGAAAUCACCCUGGCCAAGGAGAUUUCCCAGGGCCACAAGGGCCUCCACAGGUUGGUGGUGAGGGUCAGUGACAAGGGAAAGCCCCAAAGACAUACCACGGCCCUGGUGCACAUCUAUGUGAAUGAGACCAUAGGAAACGUCACCCUGCUGGAGUCCCUGGUGGGACACAGCCUGUACACCCCUCUGGAAACGGACAUUGCUGGGGAGCCCGACCAUGGCCUGGCCUCUCAGCACAGCAACGUCCUGUAUGGCAGCCUGGCCGGCCUCACCGGGGUCAUCUUCAUCAUCAUUGUGGUUGUGGUGGUGCGCCACCACCUGCAGCAGGACGGGAAGAGCGGCUACCAGGCUGGGAAGAAAGAAAGUAAAGACCCCUACACCCCAAAACAGGCCCCCAAACACAAGAGGGGCAGGAAGGGGAAGAAGAGUGGGUCCAGCAAGCAGGCCACACCCUUAGAGGAAGAUGAAGAGGAAGGCACCAGCCUGGAUGGUGUCAGCGUCAGUCCCAGGAUCCACUUGCCCCUGAAUUACCCCCCAAGCAGCCCUGACCUGGGCCGCCACUACCGUUCAAACUCCCCUCUACCCUCCAUCCAGCUGCAGCCUCAGUCACCCUCCACCUCCACCUCCACCAAACAUCAGGUGGUGCAGGACCUCCCCGCUACCAACACCUUCGUCAGCACGGGAGACGAGAACUCCAUCAGCUCAGACCAGUACUCCGACCAGAGCUACAAACCCAACCCUCUGAAGUAUGGCAGCCGGCAGCUUCCUCAUCGGCGAGUGACAUUCUCCACUGCCAAUCAGACUCCAGACCUGCAGGAUCCCGCCCCUAGCCUGUAUGACAGUGGUCUGGAGGAGUCUGAGACACCCAGCAGUAAGUCCUCCUGUGGCCCCCGCAUCGGGCCCCUGGCCGUGCCCGAGGAGCAUUACGAGAGGACCACGCCUGACGGCAGCAUCGGCGAGAUCCAGCACCCCGAGAGCGAUGUGCGGUCUCUGCCCGAUGUUGCCAUGACGGGGAACUGCACUCCAGAGUGCACUGAGUUCGGCCAUUCAGACACCUGCUGGAUGCCCGGCCAGUCGUCCCCGACACGCAAGACCAAGAGUGCCCCAAAGCUCUCAACAUUCGUGCCUUACCAGGAGAGAGGAGGCCCACAGCCGCUGGCCAACGGCUGCCCGGGGGGCGAGGAGGAGCAGAGCCCUGUUCCUCUGGCUGCCCACAGUGCCUUCAGCAAGGACACACCCGCCCGGCACACCUCCAAGCGUGAGAUCUACCUGUGA
Molecule: messenger RNA, 3483 nt
Organism: Conger conger (European conger)
Lineage: Eukaryota; Metazoa; Chordata; Actinopteri; Anguilliformes; Congridae
Product: protocadherin-1-like
Exons: 4
Coding region: 1-3483 (1160 amino acids)
Biological process (GO): homophilic cell-cell adhesion
Cellular component (GO): plasma membrane
Molecular function (GO): calcium ion binding
Source: RefSeq, a predicted model, not a curated record